AGGGAGAAAAAACUACAGAAGACGGCUAAUUUGAUCGAUUUCUUUUUACACUUUAACCGAAAGAAAACAUAAUGCCACCGCGUUCCUCAUUUGACCAAAAGGAAUAAUUUUUAAUCGUUGUCCUAUUAGAUUUCUUUCUUUUUUUUUUUUUUUUUUUUUGCCGUGUCCGCGGCGAGUUAGCAUACCGGCUAGCGGACAAGCUAACUGGGCUACUUACACCAUGUCAAGUGCUCGUCUCUUCUGACUGGGAUGACGAAACCAGUUAGUCAAGAUCUGGGAAUUAUUAACAUUCACGCUCAACUCAUCAAACAUCCCCGAUGAGUGGAACCGCUAUGAAGAGCUGCUCGACAAGAACUGCAGUUAUUUGCACUAAUCUAAUCAUUGGGGAAAGGGCCUUUGUGAUGUCAACAGCCUUUGGUCUCGUGUGCAUGGCCGUACAGAAAGUGACAGUGGAUUUAAGUUGCUUCUCAGGCAAGUUGACACAUCCAGAAAUGUAUUAAAAUUGAUGAUUAAAUGGCAAAAUGACAUCCAAUUAAUCAAUGUAUUUGGGCUACGUGUCACACAUCCUGCUUCCAGUAGAUCCGGGUGACAGCAUGGAAAAGUAAACAAUUACAUGCUAAUGCCUGGUAACCAGUGAAAUGACACAUUUACAACUUUGUUGCUCAGUGCAAGUGGUUGGGCCUUCACUGUGUAAUCCUUCAGUGGCGUUGAUCAGUUUCUAGCUACUAUUGAAAUAAAACGCCGAGAGACUAAUCGAGAGCCAAAUCAAGUUGAAUCCACAUGGCUGCACAUCUGGCCACGAUGCCAGCCGCACUGUUCCUCUUGAUGCUGAUCCCGGCGUUAUGUAGCCUGGGACGUGCCAUGUCGCGGGACGAGAAGCAAAAGUUGAGGACCCAAGUGGUAGAGAUGUUUGACCACGCGUACCAGAAUUACAUGGACCAUGCUUACCCAGCCGACGAGUUGAUGCCUUUAACAUGCAGAGGAAGAGUACGAGGCCUGGAACCCAGUCGGGGCGACGUGGACGAUGCGCUUGGAAAGUUCUCGUUGACCCUCAUAGACACUUUGGAUACUCUUGUGCUUUUGAACAAGACGGUGGAGUUCGAGGCUGCGGUCAGGAGAGUCCUGUCAGACGUCAGGUUGGACAAUGACAUCGUGGUGUCGGUUUUUGAAACCAACAUUCGAGUCCUCGGGGGUCUGUUGGGCGGCCACUCCAUGGCUGUGAUGCUGAAGGAAGAAGGCCAACACAUGCGGUGGUACCAGGACGAGCUGCUGCACAUGGCCAAAGACCUGGGCCUCCGACUGCUGCCCGCCUUCAACACCAGCAGCGGCCUUCCUUACCCCAGGGUGAACCUUAGGUACGGUGUCAGGGGUCCUGAGACGCGGACGGGUACGGAAACGGACACCUGUACGGCGUGCGCGGGAACCAUCAUCCUGGAGUUUGGUGCCUUAAGUCGCUUCACUGGCGAUCCUGUAUUUGAGGCCCAUGCCCGGAGAGCCCUGGACUUUCUUUGGGAGAAGAGGCAGAGGAACAGCAAUCUGGUGGGGACCACCAUCAACAUCCACUCAGGAGAGUGGGUCCGCAGAGAUAGUGGAGUUGGAGCGGGAAUUGACUCGUACUAUGAAUACCUACUCAAGGCCUACGUCCUCCUGGGUGACGACCAGUUUCUGCAGCGGUUCAAUAUUCACUAUGCAUCCAUAAUGAAGUACAUUAGCCAGCCUCCCCUGCUGUUGGACGUCCACAUCCACAAACCUCUGCUUCCCGCACGCACCUGGAUGGACUCUUUGUUGGCUUUCUUCCCCGGGCUGCAGGUGUUAAAGGGAGACAUCCGUCCAGCCAUCGAGACUCAUGAAAUGUUGUAUCAAGUUACCAAGAAACACAACUUCCUACCAGAGGCCUUCACUACUGAUUUCAGGGUACACUGGGCUCAGCAUCCUCUGAGGCCAGAGUUUGCAGAGAGCACCUAUUUCCUUUACAAGGCCACGGGAGACCCGUACUAUCUUGAAGCGGGGCGCACCAUCAUGGACAACCUCAACCGCUUUGCUCGGGUCCCGUGCGGUUUCGCUGCCAUGAAGGACGUGCGGACCGGCAGCCACGAGGACCGAAUGGACUCUUUCUUCCUUGCCGAGAUGUUCAAGUACCUUUUCCUGCUUUUCGCUGAUACGGAGGACCUACGCUUCAACGUGGAGGAUUACAUCUUCACGACCGAAGCACAUCUUUUGCCUCUGUCACUCUCCACAGCGCCUCAUGCUCCAUCUGUCCCCCCAAAUAGAACGAUCCCUCAGUCGGAGCAGGAGCUGGACGACUCGAACUUCGACUGGACCUGCCCCAACACGCGCCUCCUCUUUCCCGACCCAGCCUUCCCUCGUAACCUGAGGGAACCGAUUCGUAGCGCCGUGGAUAAAAGCUGCCCGCGUCCUGCUCCUUACAGGGAGCCCGGCAUGGGAGCCCCUCCUCUGAGAGCCCAGGACUUUAUGGCCAACAGCCCGGAACAUCUGGAGCUGCUGAGGAGGAUGGGCGUCAGCCUCAUCCACCUGAAGGACGGCAGGGUGCAGCUGGUGCAGCACGCCGCGCAGGCGGUGAGCCCCAUAGCCGCCGAGGACGGCGUCCGCUUCAUGCAGGAGAUGAUGGAGCUUUCUAGCCAGCAGCAGAAGGAGCAGCUGCCCCCCCGAGCCAUUCAGAUCGUCUCGCAUCCGUUCUUCGGCCGCGUGGUGCUGACCGCCGGCCCGGCGCAGUUCGGCACGGACUUGUCCAAAAGCUCCACGGGGGUGCGAGGCUUUGUCACCGUGGCCGAGCCCUACACCGGCUGCAGCGAGAUCACCAACGGCGAGUACGUGCGGGGCCACAUCGCUCUGCUGCAGCGGGGCCAGUGCAUGUUCGCGGAGAAGGCGCGGCACAUCCAGAAGGCCGGCGCCAUCGGAGGCAUCGUCGUCGACGACAACGAGGGAAGCAGCAGCGACACGGCGCCUCUCUUCCAGAUGGCCGGCGACGGCCGCAACACGGACGACAUCACCCUGCCCCUCCUCUUCCUCUUCCACAAGGAGGGCAACAUCCUGCUGGAGGCGCUGAAGGAGUACAGAGAGGUGGAGGUUCUGCUCAGCGACAAAGCCCGAGACCGAGCUGCCAUAUUCAAAGGCGCCGACGUCCGCGAGGCGGAGGAGGACUGCCAAACCGAGGCCACCACGCCCGCUUCCUCCGUGCCCAUUGGCCAGCCGUCGGAGUCGAGGGCGGCGGAAUCCGAGUCGGAGGCGACGUCAUCGCAGGAAGAUCGAGACACGAGUCCGUCCCAAAGAGAGGACGUCAGGCCGACGGAGGCCGAAGCGCCCAAAGCGGACGCGGGGGAGAAAGAGGAGGGCCGCGUUGACGCCGACGCCGCCGGCCGAUCGGCGGACGAGCUUCUGGCCGAUUGGCGGGACGACCUGGAGGCCUUCCGGCAAAUGGAAAAAGACGAGCUUUGAUGCUCCCAAUCAAACGGUGAACUUUAACACCGACGUGUCCGCGGACGCCGCGCGGUGCCAAGGCAAGGCUGGCCACACCGGCCAUCGGCGAACCACGAUGGAGUCCUCUUAGACCUGCUUGACGACGGAUGAGAGAGCAGGUUUCUUACCUACAGUGGCAAAAUUCUGUGAAUUUUUAAAGUUGGAAACUUUCCAUGGGAAUUAUCGGGGGAGUUUGCAGUUUUUAAAGCACUAGCAAGAUUUGAAUGUAGCCUCACCUCACUAAUUAUUUUCCAGAUGUGGAUAUUGCGCCAUAGUUUCAGCAAAGCUCCUGAAGCCCAAGCUAACAGGUCGGCACGUGGCUACGGGGCUGUGCCGGUCACCGGCUAUGAGUGUGCCCGCAAGUGCACGGCGAACACCUUGUGGGUCACACAUUUUGUCUGUGAUAGGUUGUUCUUCCUCAGGCGCGGCAGUUUUGUAAUUAAAAACACAAACUUCCCCUUUUUUGACAGGGAUUUAAGGGAAUUAAUAUCAUAAGGAAUUUAAAUAUGGUUAGUAAAAAUAUCUUGUAGCAUAAUCUCCUGACAAUAAUCAGAUUUCACCUCAGCAAAUCAUGGCCAUUUCGGAGCAUUGUGUUGUCUUUGCAAAUACAGUGCUACCUUGCCUAAUGAGAGCCAUCGUCUGUUUUCUUCUUGUUUUGUGUGGCGCAAAUUUUUGUUACGAGAGCUCUGCAGAUACACCGCCACUUGAGUAGAGUAAAAAAAACAAAACAAUGGAGCAAUUAAGGUACUGUGAUGCCCUUGCAUGUGGGCAAGGAGAGCUAUCGCUUUUAUGUGAAUGUCUGCUCAUGACAAAACAUGUUUAUCAAAUUAGCCAUAUUUCUCUUGCAUUCCCAUGUAAAGUUUUCAAUUUGGAAUAUUUCCAAAAUUCCCCAGUUGAAAUUCUCUUGGAAAUGUACCGGAAUUUUCUUACCUCACUCUGUCUGACAUUUCUUUACCACGAAAAAAAAAACAAAAAAAACCACAAAUUAUUAUCAAGGAGACAGAUUUGGUGUAUAUUUUUUUAAUUUUUAAUUUUUAAAGACCGGUGUUUCCCAACUAACAUUUAUUGUGCCAAGGCACGUAAAUGACCCUAAAUUUGGGCCAGUCAGCUUUCGGGUGAAAUUUCAAUAACCCAAAGAAGUGUAUUUACAUUCUAAUUACCUCACGGACCACCGCCAUACAAAAGUCACACAAAGUAUAUACAGUAUACUGACAUAAUUCAUUGUGUGUAAUCUCACAACUACAAUGCCGUAGUAUGAAAUUUGGCCUCGUUUAUCCAUCCAUCCAUCCAUUCUCUACCGCUUAUCCGGGUCGGGUCGCGGGGGCAGUAGCUUCAGCAGGGACGCCCAGACUACCCUCUCCCCAGCCACUUCAUCCAGCUCUUCCGGGGGGAUCCCGAGGCGUUCCCAGGCCAGCCGAAGGAUGUAGUCUCUCCAGCGCGUCCUGGGUCGUCCCCGGGGUCUCCUCCCGGUGGGACAUGCCCGGAACACCUCACCAGGGAGGCGUCCGGGAGGCAUCCGAAUCAGAUGCCCCAGCCACCUCAUCUGGCUCCUCUCAAUGCGGAGGAGUAGCGGCUCUACUCUGAGAUCCUCCCGGAUGACCGAGCUUCUCACCCUAUCUCUAAGGGAGAGCCCGGACACCCUGCGGAGGAAACUCAUUUCGGCCGCUUGUAUCCGGGAUCUUGUUCUUUCGGUCACGACCCACAGCUCAUGACCAUAGGUGAGGGUAGGAACGAAGAUCGACCGGUAAAUUGAGAGCUUCGCCUUUCGGCUUAGCUCUUUCUUUACCACAACGGACCGAUACAAAGUCCGCAUCACUGCAGACGCUGCACCGAUCCGCCUGUCGAUCUCCCGUUCCAUUCUUCCCUCACUCGUGAACAAGACCCCAAGAUACUUGAAUUCCUCCACUUGGGGCAGGAUCUCAUCCCCGACCUGGAGAUGGCAUGCCACCCUUUCCCGACUGAGGACCAUGGUCUCAGUUUAGUUAAACACAAAGCUAUUAUUCUGUUGUAUGAAUGGCAACAUGUUUUCUGUCAUCUAGUAGGAGAACAUUUAAUUGUUUUGCUUGUGACUGUAAGUCACUGGCAUAAAUAGAUGAACAAAUAUAAAGUAAAGAAUUUUUCUGGGCCAAUUAAGGGGCGUUUUCUAAUUUCCCGCUAUGUGGUUGGGAAUCAUUGAUCUCGACCUCCACCAAUACAGGGGGAAAAAAGGAAAUCACACUUUGGUUUGACUUUUCAGUCUGAAUUUUGUCAUUAAUUGUAAUUAUGAAACUGAACAAAAGUACCAUAAAAAUCAACAGAAUUUUCUUUCUUUUCUUUGCUUAAUUUAAUUAACAUCAGCAGCUCCUUGGUGGAGGUAAUUAAUUGUGCUGGUGUCCUCUAUGCAUUUCAGUCUUUUUGUAAAAAAGAAAAGAAAAAAAUCUCAAAUGAUUGUCGCCCAGCGUCAUUCAUCCUCCAGUAGAUCUUGUUUAAAAUUAAAAUGUGAUUAGGGUUUCAUGUGAAACAUGAAGUAUGUGGAAGGGGUCUAAUUCUGCAUCAACGGCUGCCACUUUUUAUAGUGUCCUAAUGAUGACAAACUAAACAUCAUGUCGCCUCCCAGUAAGGAAGUCACUAAACAUUGUAAAUAAAUACACUACUCACAAAAUGUUUGAGAUACUUAGCUUUUGGCUAAAAGUCCUAAAAAGCCCCUAAAAAUAGAUAUUUUUGUUUGGGCUGGAACGAAUUAAUUGCAUUUCAGUUCAUUGCACUGUGAAAAGGUGAUUUGAGAUGCAAAAGUUUUGCGAUAAGAGCGUAUCGAGAUUUUGUGAGUCGUGUAUUCGUCAGUGUUUAUUGACUUAAGUACCACAAAAGCUGUUAGCUCAGUUUUGGUUUCGUCACUGCAGGAAAGUGUCAUGUCCAUAUUGGCCACAGAGGGGCGCUAAACUAACUAAAUGAUGAUGAUGAUGCGCAGGAAGAAGAUGAUAAAUGAUGAUGAUUAACUUAAUAAAACUUAAGACUUGUAAGAACUGUCUUCCUUCUGUUUGAACAUAAAAAUAUAAGAGAUGUCAA
Phyllopteryx taeniolatus (common seadragon) is the source of this 6522-nucleotide messenger RNA. It is a transcript of the gene edem3, whose product is annotated as ER degradation enhancer, mannosidase alpha-like 3. The record is from RefSeq and is a predicted model, not a curated record. Gene Ontology annotation, cellular component: endoplasmic reticulum; membrane. The transcript has 21 exons. The coding region runs from base 781 to 3456 and encodes 891 amino acids. Gene Ontology annotation, biological process: mannose trimming involved in glycoprotein ERAD pathway; endoplasmic reticulum mannose trimming; carbohydrate metabolic process. NCBI's taxonomy places the organism in Eukaryota, Metazoa, Chordata, Actinopteri, Syngnathiformes, Syngnathidae. Gene Ontology annotation, molecular function: mannosyl-oligosaccharide 1,2-alpha-mannosidase activity; calcium ion binding.